Messenger RNA from Neospora caninum, 2838 nucleotides. RefSeq lists its product as hypothetical. NCBI's taxonomy places the organism in Eukaryota, Apicomplexa, Conoidasida, Eucoccidiorida, Sarcocystidae. Gene Ontology annotation, molecular function: triacylglycerol lipase activity. Gene Ontology annotation, biological process: lipid metabolic process. The transcript has 12 exons. The record is from RefSeq and is a predicted model, not a curated record. The coding region runs from base 1 to 2838 and encodes 945 amino acids.
AUGGCGGACGACAGGGGUGGAAAGGCGUCUUCGCCAGGUGACUGGCGUCGCCUGGGGGCGGAGACGCGGUCUCCCUCAGAGGAGCUGGGCAAACGGCUCGAGUGGUCUUCCACCGACUCGUCGGGGGAUUCACGCGCAGCUUCGUCGGCGCCCUCACCGCCGCUCGUGCCCUCCCUCAACGGGGGUUGGCGGGCGGAGAAUGUGGUUCUGCGCGAGGAUGCAAACGACACAGCUUCCUUCCGAGGGUUUGCGCCCAACCUCUUCCUUCCAUCUGCUGUCCCUACCCCCCACCCCACGGACGGCGCCGGCGUGUCGCAGCUGUUUGUGUCUCCGAGGAGACACGACGACCGAGGGCCGCAGGCCCAAGGGGUCCAGAUCCCGUUGCCACCGGGCGCCGACAGGCCUGUCGUCGGCAGCGACGAUGCACCGGACGAAGACUGCCACGAGUGGGGCGUAGGCGGCGAGACGGGCGACGAAGAGGACAAAGGCGAGGAUGACGUGGACGAAAGCGUCAUCUUUUGGCGGCGGAUGCCUGCGGGAGACAGGCUUCGGUGGGCGGCGGGCCGUGUGUUUCGCAUGGACACCCACAGCAUUCUGGCGGUUCCCAUCUUCUUCGUCAUCGCUUCCAUUCUUACCGUCGAAGUCUUCUUCUACAUCUGCGUCCGCCUCCUCAUUGCCCUCACGGAAGCUGUCUUUUUCCACCUGGCGUCGCUCGCCUACUGGUUCCGCUCGGUCUUCCUCAGGCGCGUCUUCGCGUCGGGCACUCCCGCAGGCAAAGAAGUCAACCGAGCCGUCGUCGAGGCCUCUGAGCGGGUGGCCCUCGCCGCGGAGGACGCCGCGCUCGAGUUCACGGGCCUCGGCGGUGGAGCCCCAGAGAGCCCGGCUCUUCGGACCGGGGUCGGCGCGCCCUCUCGGGCCGCACAGGGGACUGCGCGCCCGGCGCGCGGGGAGGCGGAGACCCUCGAGGGCGGGCGCGAGGACGGACUCCUCGGACGACUGUUCGCUUGCGCCUUUCGCCUCCUCUUCUUCCCUCUCGCUUUCGCCUCCAGAGCGUGGGAGCGGGGUCGGGUGGCCGCCGCGAAGCAGUGGCGAGGCGUGCGCUUCUGGCUUCCCCGGAAAAACCCGGAAGGAGCGGAGGAAGGCGCCAGGCGCGCAAAAACAGGGGACAGGGCGCGAAGCAGUCACGAAGAGACUGCUGCUGCAAGCGACCGCGAGAAAACUCGAAUCGCGUGGGACGACAAGGACGGCGGCGAGGACCAGACGCGACUGCUCAGGAACCGCACACGCCACGGGAACGAAGGGACCGGGGACGGAAGACGUGGCGGUGAGGCGCAGGAGAACGCAAGCAGAGAAAAGCCGGUUGCAAACGGCCUGCAGGAUCGCACCAUUGAAUGGCAAACGAGUCUUCUCACGGAUCUUGCAGAAGAGGCAGCCGGCGAGAGCUUGAUGUCUCAUCGGGGGAAACUCUUCAAGGCAACGACCUACGACGAGUAUGCUCGCCUCGCGCUGAUCAUGGAUAAAAUCACGGGGCGGGAAAAGUGGAAGCACGAACUCGAGACGCCACUCUACGACUACGAGGCUGUCGGCAAAAGGUUGCACAUCCUAAAGAAGGCGAGGCAAUCGGGCAAACUCUCAGCGCUUCAGGAGGCCCUGCGUGGAAGUCUCCGCGACCAGAUGUUCGGCGUUUUCAGGGAACGUUUGUAUAGUCGGACGUACCUGGGGACGAAAAUCCAAGCAGAGGAGUUUAUCGACGAAGUUUGCCUGUGCCUGAAGGAACUGAAGCGCCACGUUCGACACUGCCCCGAUGAAGUGCGACGGUCGUUCCAGCAACUCCAGACUUCCUGGGGUGUAACUGGCCUUAUUCUCAGCGGCGGUGCGUCUCUCGGUCUCCACCACUUCGGCGUGUUGGAAGUCCUCCUGAAGGCGCGGGCCGAAGGACGCAGUCUCCUCCCGCGAGCGAUUGGCGGCUGCAGCGCCGGCGCGGUCGUCGCUGCCUGGCUCUGCACGCGCACCGACGACGAGCUGUUGCGGCAAGGCACUGUCGAGUAUCUCGUCGAGCACUGGAAGGCCCUCUCGCCGAACUCUUGGCUCUUCCGCCUCUGGAACAUCUUAACAAAGGGCUACAUGUGCGACAUCGACGUUUGGAAGGCUUCGGCGAAGAAACUGUUUGGAGACUUGACCUUCCUCGAGGCUUACCAACGCACGGGCCGCGUCCUGAACAUUUCGAUGACACGCGCUGACAGAGAGGAGUCGGGCGUGCAAGUGAUGAACUACGUGACUGCGCCGAACGUGCUGAUCUGGUCGGCGAUUCUCUGUUCCUGCGCGUUCCCGUUCUUGAGUCUCCCGCUGCCACUUCGCGAGAAAAGCCCAAAGGGAAAGGCCGUCAUUUCCAAGGUGUUUGGCUGUAGCUACUUCCACGACGGCUCGCUCAGUGGAGACAUUCCCACCGAGCAGAUGCGCGAGGCGUGGGGUGUUAGUUACUCGAUCGUUUCGCAGGUCAAUCCUCACGUCUUCCCCUUCGCGGGGCUCCGCACGCACGGCGAGGCUGGUAUUCCGCGCUUUCUCCUCCGCCUCAUCGCGCUCCUCGACGUCUCGCCGACCCUCCGGGGCAUCAAUGCAGGAAGUUUAGCUUUGCAGUCUUACACGGGAGACGUAACGCUGCAUCCUCGCUAUAUCUCGGCCCGGUACUUGCGGCUCCUAAACGACACGCGGCCUUCCGACAUUUCGUGGAACCGCAUGCGCAUCGAUCGCUGCUUCGAAGACCUCGCCCAGGCUCUCGAGGAGGCCUCGACCUUCGCUCCGGCCGGGAACUCUCGCGGAGUGCAGAAAGUUUUUUAA